This is a messenger RNA of Cylicocyclus nassatus, 759 nucleotides long. NCBI's taxonomy places the organism in Eukaryota, Metazoa, Nematoda, Chromadorea, Rhabditida, Strongylidae. The record is from the annotation of a GenBank genome assembly.
AUGAGAGCUUUAUGCGUUGUACAAGUGUUGCUCGUAGCGGUCAAAGUGGAAAAUGACCUUGGUGGAAGUAACAAAUUGCAACAACAAUCAGAGCAACAAGGGGUGGUCAAAGGUGUUGUCGGUGGAGGAGGUGAUGCAGGAAGCAGCGAUGAGAAUGGUGACGAUGACAUAGAUGAGGCGUACAAGAAUUUUAAAAUCAACAUUAGUGACGUUCCCAGUACAGAGUGUAGAAAAUAUAAAGACUUGAGCAAGAAGGUGGCUGAACAGAUUAGACAGGAUAAGGUCAAUGUCAAAGCAAAGCUGUAUAAAACAAUCGAUUGUAUGUGCAUCAGGAUGGCAGUGAAAAUGCUAAAAGGAGAAAAAUCGCCGUUAUUGUUCAAUAAUCUAUAUUACGCUUAUGCUGUCGAAAUUCAGAACCUAUCGAAUGCACAAAUUGCUGAAAAACUUUGGAGUUUUGAAGAAGGCAUCAUGUCAGAUGAGAUGAAUCCAUCAAAGCCACUUAACUUCUCCAUCAUGCGGAUGAGAAAUCUUUUACAGCUAUGGAUCGCAAUACAGAAAAAAAAAGUGAAACUGGGAUAUGGAUGCGCUAAGAACGAUUACUGGGCGAUCUGCAUGUUCGACCCCUUUGAGAAAAAAGCAGCAGAAGCAACUCCUGUGCAGAAAAACCCAUAUUCAACAGAAGAGAGAAAUCCUCAGAGUCAAAGCUUGUGGCUUGCCGCUCUCACAGUUGUAAAGACCCUUUGGCUGCAUGUGCUUUGA